Molecule: messenger RNA, 711 nt
Organism: Calidris pugnax (ruff)
Lineage: Eukaryota; Metazoa; Chordata; Aves; Charadriiformes; Scolopacidae
Gene: LUZP2
Product: leucine zipper protein 2
Exons: 5
Source: RefSeq, a predicted model, not a curated record
GAGCGGGCGGCUGGCGGGCGGCGGGGCUGUGGGCUGGCACAGGCGGCGGCAGCUCGCCCUGCCUCCUGACAUCACUCCCGGAGCUCAAAUCCCACUCGGAGCUCCUUCCCUGACUGGGUCUUGUCGGUCUGGUUGCUCUGGGGGAAGCUAGGACCCUCCCCGGGCGAGGCGAGGCUGAAGAGCUGCGGGAGGAAGGAGGAGGAAAGAGUCGGUACAAAGAGGGGUGGCGAGGAGCGGAGCCUACACGGGAGCUCCAGUAUGAAAUUCCUCUCUGCUUAUUACUUGCUGCCUCUCUUUCCUGCGCUGGUUUUCAGCAGUAGACAGGGCUAUGAAGAAUUGGAAAGACAGCUGAAAGAAGUCUUUAAGGAAAGGAGCAAUAUUCUCCGUCAACUGUCGAAGACUUCUAAAGAACUUGAGGGAAUUAAAGUAAACCUCCAGUCUUUGAAAAAUGAUGAAGCAUCAGCCAAAAAUGAUGUGCAGAAACUUCUGGAACUGGGCCAGAAACAAAGGGAAGAAAUGAAAUCUCUCCAGGAGGCCUUUCAAAAGCAGCUUAAUGAAGCAACUGAGAAAGCAGAAAAGCAGCAGGCUACCAUUAACUUUUUGAAGACUGAAAUGGAAAGGAAGAGCAAAAUGAUCCGCGACCUCCAAAAUGAGGUAAGAGGGACAUUUGAUUGUCAUCUCCAUUCAGAGUUUACACUGAAAAAGAUUAUG